AUGGCUUAUAUUGCCAGGUCAUACCGCCCUAGGGUCGUCCUAGCCUCGGAUUCGCCAAACGACUCAGACUUCCAAGUCCUAGACGUUAUAGAUCAAGAUCACGUGAUUAAGAUUUAUAAUAUUUACAACGAAAAGCACCAAUUACCCGAUUCGGACACCUAUACGCUAGCUAGGGACUUUAAUGCCCACAACCCGUGGUGGGACCCCCUAUACGAGGCACGUGACGAAGAAGGCAAUACGCUAGCAGACUGGAUCGACUACCACGAUUUAGCCCUCCUAAAUACCCCUGGUAUUGGCACCUUCCACCGCCCCCACAUGCAGAGGCCAACGAAUAUCGACCUUACGCUAGCGCAUCGAUCCAUAGCCAAUCACAUUCAGGACUGGGCUAUAGUGGAUGAUAUAGGCUCGGACCAUUUUGGGAUCACAUUUACUAUUAACGGUUCCCGAAUAGGGCUAGCGGAUCCACAAACCACCCGUUUCGACACAAAACGGGCAGAUUGGACCAAAUUUGGGGAAAAACUUUUCUGCCAGCUGUCACCGCUCCAAAAUGAGCUACAGGCCUAUAGCUACAUUUUAAGCUCCAAUUCAAGCUUAAAAAGCUUAGAACAAAUCGACGUAAAACGCAGCUACGAAGCAACCCUAGACCGUCUAGACGAUAUGGCGGAACGUUAUACUAGCGCCAUUUUAUACGCUGCACACGAUGCCAUACCCCAAAUCCGGUUAGCGCCACACGCUAAGCCUUAG
Lachnellula hyalina is the source of this 744-nucleotide messenger RNA. RefSeq lists its product as uncharacterized. The transcript is spliced from 2 exons. Lineage: Eukaryota; Fungi; Ascomycota; Leotiomycetes; Helotiales; Lachnaceae. The coding region runs from base 1 to 744 and encodes 247 amino acids. The record is from RefSeq and is a predicted model, not a curated record. Gene Ontology annotation, molecular function: catalytic activity.